CAGACACGAAUUGAAUCGUUGUACCAAGCAGCAAGAUUAACUACACGCAAACGAUAUCUCCCAAUAGAAUUGCAUAGGUUGACCAUCAUGCCUCUCCUCAACUUCCACCUACUCAACCUCAAGGGCAAUGUUCAACCCCACACCUUCCUCAGCAACCUCCACGAGGCCGAUCCCUCUACCAAAGUAAUCGUAGCAUCAAAACCACGCCAUUUUGUCGUGAAAGCAACAACCCAAGAUGCAUCCAUCCUCAACAAACCCUGGGAUCUGAUGCUCCUCCUCCAAGGCCCCAAUGCCUCUCUCCCUGCUUCCCUCCAAAAGCACGUUUCCUCUUCCUACUCUCUUCCUGUGGGCAUACCAUCUAAACUUCUUGCUUCCUAUCCCGAGAAGAAUGCUCGACUUAUCAAAGAAGCACCAUCUGCUGGUCUGACGGGAUCUUUGGAAAAUCCCAAAAUGCCCGAUUCGAGUCAGAAGUUGGAAUUGUCACCCGAGUUGUUGAAGUUUAUGGAGGAAUUGAUGAAGGAACAUGAUGGACCUGUUACCAUGUUGAAUUUGCUCAAGUUUAAAGCUGGAGGCAAAGAAAGUUACUAUCAAUAUGGACAGCAUUUCAUCAAAGUGGCCGGAAAACGAGGAGGCGAUGCCAAAAUCGUGGGAAAUGUGGUUUCCAAAGACAGCGAUUGGAACGAGAUUUCCAUAGUCCAUUAUCCCAGCAUCAAGCAUUUCUGCGACAUGCUCGCCGGAGAGGAUUAUCAGGCUAUCAAUGAUGAGUUUAGGCUUCCGGCUCUGGAGGAUACGCUGUUGGUUUGCACUACUGAGUUUGGUGUGAUGGGGUCAAAGGCAAAGCUUUAGGAUUGGGGAUGCGGUUGUUUGUGAUGGGUGGAUUGAUUUUUGGGUGCUAGAGUCUUUCAUACGAAGUGUAGCUGUAGCAAUGCAUAACUGAAUUCAUAUCAGAGUCGUCUCGAGGGAUAUGUUCAAGCAGGGUUUUCUCAGCGGAAGUAGUGGCCCUUCCAUUCUUCCACGCCUGUAUUUCAGGCUUUGUAAUGUUUACCCAAUCUUUUGCGUCAAAACCAAAACAUUCCUUACACCCUUGAUGCUGGUUUCUCCCGCAGCAAGAUGAGAGUCAACCAUUUCCAUGUCUCUAGAUCUAGCGUCCUUUGCCGCCUCGGCCCAAGCAGCAGUGUGUGAUGUUC
Molecule: messenger RNA, 1187 nt
Organism: Aureobasidium pullulans EXF-150
Lineage: Eukaryota; Fungi; Ascomycota; Dothideomycetes; Dothideales; Saccotheciaceae
Exons: 3
Coding region: 88-846 (252 amino acids)
Source: RefSeq, a predicted model, not a curated record